Leishmania mexicana MHOM/GT/2001/U1103 is the source of this 1938-nucleotide messenger RNA. RefSeq lists its product as hypothetical. The record is from RefSeq and is a predicted model, not a curated record. The transcript has a single exon. NCBI's taxonomy places the organism in Eukaryota, Euglenozoa, Kinetoplastea, Trypanosomatida, Trypanosomatidae. Bases 1 to 1938 code for a protein of 645 amino acids.
AUGGCACAAUCGGCAUGUGAAAGGCAACCCCUGGAAGCGGCAGAAGAAGCAUCAUCACCGCGUAGGAGUCCUCUUCUCUUAGUGGGCUGCGGCGUGGACGAGGCCGAUGCACGUGCGCUGUACACUGAAGGUUUUCUCUUUGCUUUCCUCGAGUGCUUUCGUGAGGCGGCGUACAAGGAGAUGGGUGACCUCUCGCAGCGCUCUCCGGCGCGGCAGGUUUUGCUGCCGCCCUUGUGCAUGCAGCUAACCAAGCUUGACCUCAGCCACAACCACUGCCUCGGUGAUGCUGGCAUCCGGCAGCUGUUGAGCGCUCUUCUCUGUCUGGAAGCAACGCGUGAAGUGUCGCGCAGCACGUGGCACCCGCUCGGUUCUGCGCAGCACGCGUUUAGUGGUGUCGAAGAAAUUGUGUUACGCGAGGUUGGCUGUACGGAUGCCGUGCUGGCGGAUGUGCUGCGACUGCUGAGCUCGAACAUUAAUCGAGCCAUUCCAGGCUUGACGCGGCAGGGAAGCGUAGCACGCGAGCUUUCCGACCUCGAAGCCGUCUUUCAAGAAGAGGUGCAUCGCACUCUUCUCGACGAGGCGCGCGUCCUGGCAGGUAUCCGCGCAGAAGGGGUUCAGCAGAACACCGAGAAUGCCGAGAAUGACAGUUUCACGCCGUUCACAUACCUGCCAUCGCUAAGGCUGCUGGAUCUCUCCGAGAACUCGUUCUACUCAGCUGCCCUUAUUGGUGCUGUAAUGGCUGGGGCUGCUCUACGUGCAUCAUACGCACCUCCUCGCGCAUCCGACUCGGCGGUCACUGAGCACCACGCGGCAGAAAAACAUGGCGGCCUAGCGCCGCGUGAAAUGGGCCUGAGUGCCACUGCCGGUGAACACGGCUUCGCCUUGGGCUUGGAGGAGUGUGGGCUCGCGGACACGGCCUUGCUGCAGCUCCCACUCUCCCUUCAGCUGCUGCGAGCCGUGAUGCCAAAGUACGAGGAACCGCGCUUUUCCACAGCCUCCUGCCCUCCCACCGUUGGGCCACGGCAUCCGACCCAGCCUCAGUCGCGUAGAUGCACUUGGUUCCUGGGAGGCAACCAUCUCACCCACUUGGCGCUCCUUCGACUUCGGGAGUUCACGAAAACCCUGGCGCGGUGCACCUCCGGGGGCAUCCCGCUAUGCUCGGUUAACGCCUACGUGGAACGGAAUGCAAUACUGCAUACUGCCACCACAGUAAGGGAGAGCGAGGAAGAGGACAUGGAGGGUAGUGAGGCAGCCGCCGUGGACGCUUCUUGCCUGUCGUGGCUCGGCAUAACGGCUAUGGAGGACAACGUCCGAGGUGGUGGCAUCACCGAACGAGCCGCCUCAGGAAGCGAUGCAAAUUUUGCCAACCACUUUGUGACUCUGCACGACCUCACGGCACUGCGGGUGAGCUGGCAUCAACUUCCAUCCUUGUACAACCUCGCAGCUGUGGAGAAGGGCCGCGACCCUUGCCAGUUUCCCAUCGCGUCAAAGUCUCUCCUGCGGCGGGGGCCGCAGACCAAUGCGGCGGGGUUCAGUACCUGUCCAGUGCACCCUGUCCGCAUCAGUGCCUCUGGCGCUGUGGCUCCGGCACCCGUUGCGGGGGUCACUGCACCAGAAACGCGAAGCAGUCAAGCCUGGGCGCGCCUCUCGAGACGCACCAGUGUCGAACCCGAGCCUUCUCUUGCCUAUGCGGAUGGAUACUCUGAUGCGUUGGUCGACAGGAUGGACUGUCACGAUGACCAUGCUGCGUUGUGGGCAUCGCCAUCAUCGAUGACGGUAAGCACCAAUGCCCUCAUUGAUGCCUUGAUUGCCGAGGCGGAGCAGGUGAUGCGGGAGCGCAGUCCUUUUGUGGAGGCGGGCCGCCAACUCGCGAGUGCUGAGCUGCUCACGGGCCUGCCCUCUCCAUCACCGCUUGACACGCAUAGUGGCCUUGAGUGA